This is a messenger RNA of Ectocarpus sp. CCAP 1310/34, 2769 nucleotides long. The record is from the annotation of a GenBank genome assembly. NCBI's taxonomy places the organism in Eukaryota, Phaeophyceae, Ectocarpales, Ectocarpaceae.
UAGCUCAACCAUGCGCCGCUCACCGCUGCUUCUGGUCGCCCUCCCUGGGUGGGUGUGGAGUUUUCUGACCCCAGCCCCACUAUCGCGUCCUUCACAGCCCGCUGCUGUGAGGCCAGCCGAUGGGAGGGCGCCCGCUCCCGGCAGGAGACGAGGUUCUUCAACAACGAGCUCUCAUUCUAGCCGAUGUCGUCCUCUCUUCAGGAAAGGAUUUUCGAAGGGAGGCAUGGGCAAGCAGGGGGAGCUCAUGGAGCAGAUGGCGAAGGCGCAGCGGGACAGGAUGAAGAGGGAGCUCGAGGAGAAGCUGAGGGAGAGCGGGGACUUGCCCAAAGAAGAAGACGACGAUGCAGCCAAGCCUGCCGCAGCGAAAGGGGCGGCGGCAAGAAUCAAGCCCGACCGGUCCUGGCGACAAGCGGGCGCCGCCAAGCCCCCUUCCGCCUCGGCCGGCGCGCCACCAGCGGCAGGAACAGGGGCGCCGGCGAAGACGGGCGCGGCAGGCGUCGGGGGUAAGGUGUGGCCGAGCACGCGGGAAGAGGGGCGGUCCGGGGACAAGUACGAGGAGUACAACCAGUUGCUGGAGAGCACGGGGGAUCACAGCGGAUCCCGCAAGUCGCCAGAAGUCGAAAACCCUCGCGCUGUGUACACGGACUGGGAGACUAUGCGAGACAAGGCGCAGUGGGACGCGGUCGUUGCCGGCAAGAAGCCGGUUGUUAACCGUUCUCCGGUAGCGUCCGAGACCGAAUACAGCGACUUCGAGGCGAUGCUCAGUGGUGGCGCUCGGAUCUCGUCCAACAGCCUGGGGCUGAAAGCGGCCGAAAAAAAGCUGGCAAAGCGUGUGGAGAAGAAGGUGGACCUCACGUUUUCGCGGGGAGAUUUUGCGCCGCUGGACCCGUGGCGCCUGCUCUCGGACGUGGACGGCAACAAAGCGAGUGGUGCUGUAAACUUUGGCCUUUUCCAGGGCACGAAGCCCCUGUUGGUGGUUGCGGAACCGAAGCCGGGGAGUGGCGCAAUGAAGCAAGCCAUGUACGAGCUGAACACGCGCAUGCCUCGAAAGUUGGUCGACGUAGUCGCCGUCACCGUAGAUCCGCCGGCGAGCAACCGCAAGGUCGCCAAGAAGAGCCGCAUCCUCUUCCCCGUGCUCAGCGACGAGGGCGGGGAGUGGAUGCUGGCGUAUCGGGUCACACAGGGGGGGCUCCGCGAGAACAUGGCCUUCUUGAUCGAGCCGGAUCUGGGGAGGAUCGUCAACGUGUGGUCAAACUUUGAUGCCCUCUCUUUGGUGGACCUCGUGAAGGGCCACUUCAACCCAGACCGAUGAUGGCCGGGGGGGGGCACUGCGGUCGAACGCGGGCGAUUGCUGAGAUAUGAUUGGCCAACGACAGGCGGAUUUGUCUUGCCGGAUGGCGUCGCUCUCGUUGCUGAGUGUGCAGUUAAAUGGGCAAUUUGUGCAGCUGACGAAGAGCGCAGAGAUGGGGAAGCAGUUCCAUGUACCGUGAGGCGAUAAGGUGUUUCCCGAGCAUUGUAAAAGGCGCUGUAGCUCGAGGGAAAUCUCGCGCUGCUGAAUCCGCGCGUGCACAGAAUUGGACCCUGCUUGUUGUUGGUCUUCUUGUUUUCGACUCUUUUGUUUUUCCUGACUGGCCGGGGUAGAGGGGAGAGCAUAAGGCGCUCCUCGUCGUCCGGUACAUGCCUCUUGGGCGCGGGGUAUGUUCGUAGUCCAGAGUCUGUUCACGAUGAGCAUGUGCGACGCUGGAUUCGCUGCCAUGUGUCUUUGGUUGAAAGAUAUGGCAGCCGCCGUGGUGCCGGCAACGCCGGUUCGUUUAUUAUCUCCUUGGGGGAAGGACAUACGACUUCAUCUCGAAAAAGUUUGCAUCUGCCCGAGACAUCCGCGAUGAAAGUAAAUCGAGAGCUUGGAAAGGUCAUUGAUGUGAUGAGACCGUAGUUCAGUUCCCUACCUACAGUAGAUUGCUCCAUUUCUUGGCUGCGGAGACUAAACCCGAGCUGUGCUCGUUUGCCUUCUCAGGCUACUGCUGCAACACACGCACGAUGUUGAAACCAAAAUUAGCUACGGUACAGGACGAUAGUAUUGGCGGGUUAUUGGAUCCACCGUGUCGGUAGAGGCCGCCGUGUCCUUGUUUCGUGAAAAAGGAUGCCGAUAUGAUUGCUCGCUGUUAUCCGCACGCCAUGACCCGAAGGGACUGCUGUUCGUGUCUGCUCUCUUGUCUGGUGGUUGUUUCGAGGGCGCAAGUCAUGAGAACGCCUAAUUGGGUGCCGUGUUCCCCUGUGUACACCAUGCAUGCAUGCAUAUUGUGCCAAGGUUUCGCAACCUGGAUUCUGUUCUGGUAGCGCCGCCGAUCGUUCCGGUUUAGGCCUGUAUUUUGUAAGGCGGCAGGUUGAUAGAGUGAACAAAUCGAAUACUCCGUAGAAGUACUGUGGGGACGUGUUCGUGGGUUGAAAGAAAGCCUGACGGACUCGGGCAUUGAACUUUUGUUGAGAGGCACACUGACCUGGACCACUAUGUAGGUGGCCAUAGACCAGCGUCGACUUGAUAUUGUUCGUGAUACUGCUUUUUUGCCGCACGGAAUCCUUUCAUCGAUUUCGAUGGUCAAAACGAGGUGCAUUCCCCCAUGCCUAGUUGCAAAUUUCUUGUUGCUGUACUCGGUUUCGGACGAACAAAUAUACCCGCUCACCAAAUAUCACCUUUUCGUGCUUUUGGUCAACCGUUGGGCACCGCGUGAAUUUAUGAAUUGCACCUACCUGUGGGGGGCGCGGCUGGGU